GGCAUGCGCAGCGCGCCUCCCCGGUCGUUGCCGGCGCAGGAAGAUGGCGGUGUCGCGCUGAGGGGCUGGGACCGCGCCGCGCCCUCCGCCUCGCUCCUCGCAGUCUCCAUGGCCGCGGUGACGGCCUGGGAGCCGCCACCGCGCUGGGACCACUCGGGAACCGCCGCUUCGGGAACUCGAGGGCAGCGCUGAGCGCCAGGACUCCCGUCUCGACGCGCUGGGCCUGGGCAGAGCGACUGCGGCGCCUCGUCCCGGGCACACAGACACCGGCCCUGAGGAGAGCGGCACCGGGUCAGCGCCUGCAACGAGCAGUCCUUUUGUUGGGCUUCAUCUCGGCUCCACAGAGACCUGCCCAGAGGAUAGCGGCUCCGGGGUAGCGCCUGCAACGAGCAGCCCCCACCACAGGACUUCGCUCCAGGUGCCAGCAGGAAGUGCUGAGCCCCGGGACUCCAGCCUCACCCCACCAGAUCUGACCGACCCUGCCCUGAGGCGAGUGGGACCAGGACAGCGCCCGCGCUGAGCAGUCCCGGUACUGGGCUUUGUCCUGAGCUCACAGAGGCAUCACUGAGCCCUGAGGCCUCGCCUGGGCCCUGUCAGGCCUCACCCACCUUGAGGCGAGCAGGACCUGGGCAGCACCUGCACUGAGCAACCCUGGUGCUUGGCUUUGUCCCAGCCACAGAGAGGCAGCGCUAAGACCCAGGAUCUCUGCCUCGACCUGCUGAGCCUGACUAGUCCUGCACUCAGGAGCCAGCCCUGAGGAGAGCAGUGCCUGCACUGAGCAUCCCUGGGCCCACUGCCUCACUUCGCUGGGCCUGAGCAACACUGAGGGGAGCAGAACCGGGGCAGCGCCUGCACUUAGCAGCCCCCACCCUCCUACUACCAACACUUGGCCCCGGGACCCCUGCCUCACCCCGAGUCUGCCCCACACAGCAUAAGGAACGGCUCCUCCAGGCCAGGUCAGCACCCUUCAUCUCCUGCUCGCAGCUGUCAGAAUGUCAGAGAACCAGCCCAACGCCAACAACCACCACCCGGCCAACAACAACAAUAACGGGGCCGGUGGGGCUGCCGGGGGCAACAACCGCGGAGGCCGCAACCCCAACCUCAACCAAAACCCUUUGAUCAAUGUGCGUGACCGCCUCUUCCAUGCACUCUUCUUCAAGAUGGCAGUGACCUACGCUCGCCUCUUCCCACCCUCCUUCCGCCGUGUCUUUGAGUUCUUCGUCCUCCUCAAGGCUCUCUUUGUGCUCUUCAUCCUGGCCUACAUUCACAUUGCCUUUUCCCGCUCACCCAUUAACUGCUUGGAGCACGUGCGAGACAAAUGGCCCCGCGAUGGCAUCUUGCGGGUGGAGAUACAGCGCAACUCAAGCCGAGCCCCCAUCUUCCUGCAAUUCUGUGGCGUUGAGAAGUUCCCAGGAAUGGUAGUUGAACCCAUGGCUGAGGAAGAGGAGGAGGAAGAGGAAGAAAUGACUGUGGAUAUGUUUGAAAACAGCUCUAUCAAGUUUGAGCUGGAUAUCGAGCCCAAGGUGUUCCUCAAGCCGUCCCGGGUGAGCAGCACCGAGGCGCUGACCCGCAACGAGAGCCAGGAGUUCUCAUUUAGUGAAGCGGCCACUAAAGGUAUGCAGCCUCUGAGGGAGACUGUGUCCGAGUUUGAGAUGCUAGCCAGAGCAGUGUGGCCGCAGGAGGAGUACAUUGUGGAGUACUCGCUGGAGUAUGGAUUUUUACGCCUGUCCCAGAGCACUCGGCAGCGCCUCAGCAUCCCCGUCAUGGUGGUGACUUUGGAUCCUACCAGGGAUCAGUGCUUUGGGGACAGGUUUAGCCGCCUCUUGCUGGACGAGUUCCUGGGUUAUGAUGACAUCCUGAUGUCAAGUGUCAAAGCUUUAGCUGAAAAUGAAGAAAACAAAGGUUUCCUUCGCAACGUGGUGUCUGGGGAGCACUAUCGCUUUGUCAGCAUGUGGAUGGCCAGGACUUCCUAUCUGGCGGCCUUUGUCAUCAUGGUCAUCUUUACUCUGUCCGUUUCGAUGCUGUUGCGCUAUUCGCACCAUCAGAUCUUUGUCUUCAUUGUUGACCUGUUACAGAUGCUGGAAAUGAACAUGACAAUUGCUUUCCCUGCAGCUCCCCUCCUCACUGUCAUUCUGGCACUCGUAGGUAUGGAGGCCAUAAUGUCUGAGUUCUUCAAUGACACCACCACUGCCUUCUACAUCAUCCUUAUCGUGUGGCUGGCGGACCAGUACGAUGCCAUCUGUUGUCACACCAAUACGAGCAAGAGGCAUUGGCUCAGGUUCUUCUAUCUGUACCACUUUGCCUUCUACGCUUACCAUUAUCGAUUCAACGGGCAGUACAGCAGCCUGGCGCUUGUCACCUCCUGGCUCUUUAUCCAGCAUUCAAUGAUUUACUUCUUCCACCACUACGAGCUGCCAGCCAUUCUCCAGCAGAUCAGGAUCCAGGAGAUGCUGCUGCAGAAUCAGCAGGUGGGCCAGGGGACACAGACGACACUCCAGGACAACCUCAACAACAACACUACAGCCGCUGCUGUCGAUGUGGGGAGCCGCCGGCCCCCGCUGGCCGCUGGGCCCUCUGGAGAGGGCAACAGCCCCGCUGCCCUGACUCCCAGCGAGGCCUCCAGCGUCAUCGCCGCCGCCACAGCAGCUUCGGUCGGCAGCGAUCUGAACUGGGUGGCCGAGACAGCCGCCAUCGUUACCGAAGCCUCGUUUCUCUCUGACCUGAGCACCACUCUGCUGGAGCCAAACGUGGUGCACGAAACCAUGGCCAACGGGAACCCUCAGGAUGCUGCUGCCGCCUCUGGUUUGGUUGCCCGCAUCAGAGUCAGCAGCGACCACCCAGAGACGGCGAUGGGCUCCAUCACCAUAGAAGUCACUUCGACAUCGGUGAUGGCUGCAGCGGAUGUUUCCCCUGCCGCAGAGGCGGCCCCGGCCGUACCCCCUGUCCCACUGUGGGAGGAGGAGGCCUCUAUCCCCAGCCUUUCCCUCCCUGAGCAGACUGAGGCUGUCGAGGGCCCCCACAGCCGAGCAGAACCUGGUGGCAAGAACUGCGUUGCGCACAGCAGCGUGGCAGAAACCCCUCUGGCCUCUAGGGAGGACGCUGAUCCUGACAGACCGUUGGGCCAGGCUCCUGGGGACCGGGGGGAAAGCGGCCUGUGCGCAGUGCCAGCGGAUAGCACACCAAGCUCUAGACUGUGCUCAGAGCCAGACUCGAGGAACCUGUUGUGAGUCCUUCUUGCUGUGAUUCUGGACUGCCAAGAAGGCAUUUGGAUUUUGUUUGUUACUAUUUCUCACUUCACCAUCAUCCUUAACCCAUGAAUUCCUCUUAGCGGAGGCAGAGCAGCUGGGACAGAGAAAAGGUGCUGCAGUGAACUUCCCUGGGAGAAGCGCGUGUGUGCUUAUGUCUGAGAGGCUGAGGGAGGGAUGAGGUGUUUCCUCCCACGGCCUGCGCAGCUCCGUCGCCUCGUGCAUGGCUGCAGGCGAGCAGACUGCCCACUGGAGCCCUGCACUUGGCUCCGUGCUGCAGCUUUUGUGCCCCUGAUUGCUCCAGCUUUGCCCCGUGCGGGUGUAUUUGCGGUCUGAGUGCUGCUCACGAGUGUGACCGGGUUUGUGACAGCCCACGCCUGGGUGUGUUGCCGCAUUCUGGUGAGAACAGCAGCCGCGUGUGGAUGGAGAGAGCGUCUUCAGACCUUCUUGGGAGAGCCACGGAAGGCAGAGGAGAAACCUGGUGAAUGUUCCUUCUCCUGGAGGGAAAAGAAGCAUAAACGUUUCCUCAGACGCUAGAUCUGCCCAUGCCAGGGCAAAGCUGGGCGGUAACCAAAGCAAAAAUUGCAUUUCAGCCCCAUUUUUUUCUGUCCUUCCGUCUUGGUCAGUGGGUUUGGGGGUAGAAGCUGCUAUGCUCAGGUUUGAGCUUCCAUCCCGGCAGAGAUGCUUUUGGCUGGGCUUGGCCGCAGCGGGAUCGAUUCCCUGGAGAAGUGCUGGUGGCCUCUGGGAGGGCUUGGGGAGUUUGGCCUCUCUUAGGUGUAUGUGGCCAGCUUGAAGUGGGAGCUCCCAGCAGAAGGAAACGAUCCCAGGCGUUGCCUGCUGGGAGCUGUUGUGCAUGUGAGUGUCUAGGGAUGUCUCUGCUUCCAGAGCGGGUGGUGUAGUUUGCUUUUCAGUGCCUUGUCCUUUCCGCGGGACACGUUUGUGUUUCAGAUCAGCCCCAUCUCAGAGCAGAGAUCGGCUUUUUGCUGACUGAACUGACUGGUGUGCGAGAUGAUUUAGCAAAGAACCAAAACACUAAAGCCAAGACACUUCAGCUCAUUUUCCCUCCUUUCCCUGGCAGCGGAGAUGGAGCUGGCAGUGCCUGACCCCUCUGCAAUGCGGCUGGCUGAGCUGGGGGGCCCAGGACGGGCUCCGGCUGGACCCACACAAGGAUACAAAUGGUAGGAAAAGCGGAGCGACGCAGGAGUAUGGUGUAUCUAUAGGGCUGAGAGGAGCCUGGGGAGUGACAUGGCCAGGGCAGCGCUGGGAGGUGGCACCAGGGGCCUCUGCUCUUUGUAGGUCACUGUAGAAGGGUCCCUGAGUUCAUCCUCAUCUCUCCAUAGCCGAGGAGCAUCCGUGGAGUCCAUCUCCCUUGGAGGGCUCUUGUGUGCGUUUCCUUGUCUUCCACCAGGAAAGGGUUUCCUGUUGGCACUCUGGGGGCUUGGAGCCCCCCCGCUUCUUUUUCUGCAUUUCCCAUCUAGAUGCCCCCCUCUUUUUGGUCUUCAUUUUGUCUCUCAAGCCCUGGGUGUUGCUCUGGGGAACACAGAAGCCUGCUCGGACCAGCAGAGCCGAUCUUCCUGCCACCAGCCUUCCCAGGAAGGGGCCUGGAUGGAGACUGGCUCCCUGCUUCCAGCGUGGAUGUGCCAGAGAGCAAGGAAUGAUCGUGGGCUUCUAAGAGGAAAGGGGAGGGAAACAAACCAAAUGAUUUGAUGAAUGAAGAGUAGAGUUCAUUCUAUUUAAUUAAUGUACAAAAUGUGUUUGUAUAUAAUAAUAAAUACGGUAUCUA
Cuculus canorus (common cuckoo) is the source of this 5028-nucleotide messenger RNA. It is a transcript of the gene TMEM259, whose product is annotated as transmembrane protein 259. NCBI's taxonomy places the organism in Eukaryota, Metazoa, Chordata, Aves, Cuculiformes, Cuculidae. Gene Ontology annotation, biological process: positive regulation of ERAD pathway; response to endoplasmic reticulum stress. The coding region runs from base 993 to 3227 and encodes 744 amino acids. The transcript has 11 exons. Gene Ontology annotation, cellular component: endoplasmic reticulum. The record is from RefSeq and is a predicted model, not a curated record.